Molecule: messenger RNA, 1095 nt
Organism: Impatiens glandulifera
Lineage: Eukaryota; Viridiplantae; Streptophyta; Magnoliopsida; Ericales; Balsaminaceae
Product: nucleobase-ascorbate transporter 3-like
Exons: 7
Coding region: 220-1095 (291 amino acids)
Biological process (GO): transmembrane transport
Cellular component (GO): plasma membrane; plasmodesma
Molecular function (GO): transmembrane transporter activity
Source: RefSeq, a predicted model, not a curated record
UUCUUCUCUGAAACGGAAUAAAAAUUUCCCCUGAAACUCAAUUUCUUUUGUUUUCCGAUUCAUCUCCGGUGUCGGGUGUCGGUGAUUCUCUUUUUGAAAUUAAAAAGAUCGUAUCUUUCUGUGUUUUUUUAUUGUUUACUGGUGUUUUGUAUUGUAACAGCUUUAAUCAACUGAAAAGAGUAUAGAUAGAGUGUUUUUUGUUGUUGUAAGAAUUCAAAAAUGGGAGAAACAGCGAAUCACGAGCAUCCUCCGCAGCCUCAGCCCACGCCGCCGCGGCCACCUGUUGUUCUUCCGCCGCUAGGAGCCGCAAGGGGACCUCCUUUCCCUCCGGCUGAACAGCUACUGCAUCUUCAUUACUGCAUCCACUCUAACCCUCCAUGGCCUCAAUCUGUGCUCUUGGCAUUUCAACACUAUAUUGUGAUGCUUGGAAACAUUGUUGUGGUUGCUACUCUGCUUGUGCCUAGAAUGGGUGGAGGUCCAGGUGAUAAAGCCCGUGUGAUUCAAUCAUUGCUGUUUAUGUCGGCAAUUAAUACUCUUCUUCAAACAUGGUUGGGCACGAGGCUUCCAACCGUUAUGGGUCCAUCACUGGCUUAUUUAUUGUCUGUUUUGGCUAUUAUCAAUGAUCUCUCUAAUGAGACAUUCUUCUCCGAGCAGGAGAGAUUCCUCCACACAAUGCGAGCGAUUCAAGGAUCACUGAUAGUAUCUUCGUUUGUUACCAUUUUGCUUGGAUACAGUCAAGUUUGGGGUAAAUUUAUAAGGUUUUUGAGUCCUCUAGUUAUUGUUCCCGUCGUGUGUUUGGCAGGCCUUGGUCUAUUCGGACGAGGGUUUCCACAGCUUGCAAAUUGUGUGGAGAUUGGUCUUCCUAUGCUUAUCUUACUUGUCAUAUCGCAACAGUAUUUGAAGAAUAUUCACCCUAUAACGCGCCCGAUACUCGAGAAGUUCGCUUUGCUAAUUUGUGUUGGGCUCAUAUGGUCAUUUGCAGCUAUUCUUACUGCUGCUGGUGCUUAUAAUCGAGCCAAGGCUGAAACACAAACUAGUUGUCGUACGGAUCGUACGUUCCUUAUGUCGUCUGCUCCAUGGUAUAUGCUCGUUUGA